AUGGGUACCUCCCUGCUUUCUUAACGGAAAUUGUUUAGGCAUUGUUCAGGCAUGAGCGAACACGACUUUUUACCGCGUAACUGAAAAUAACAUGACACCGGUCACUAGGGCAGAAUAUCACAGAUACACACACCUGGUGUAGGAUUAUUUUUAAUAAUUCCAAUCCCUUCUGUAGUUUUUUGUGAUAUUAUUUCUAUUAACAGAAGUGGAUUUUGUUAACAUUACAUGGUGCACACCCCGGUUAAAUGUCAGUAUCAUACAUAACCAUUAUAUUCUAUAACGACAUGUUAAUUAGUGUGUGACCCAAAACAGGUGACAAGGAUUAUUUACCACGAGCCGUACGGGGAGCCGCUGUGCGUAAGGAUGGAGUUAUUACAAGCCGACACAAAACACUUACUGACUGCGGCGUGCGCGUGCGCAGUGUGGGGCAGUGACGUCAGUGCUGUAUGCUGCUGGCGAUGGCGGAGAGACUGCUGAAAGGAGACGGGAGGUUACAAAGUAUUUAGGGAAUAAACUAAAACAAGGAGAACAUACAAUUGUGUUUAUCAAACGAAGAAGAGUUAACUAAAACAACCGGAUGCGGAUUGAAGGAACUGGACACACGGAUUCCUUUACUAAUGGAAUUGAAAUAAAACAGGUGGAUGGAUCGAGGAUGGCACAGUCGGGGGGCGACCACAAGAAUCUGAGCUGGUUGAGUCCAUGUAAAUAAUGAUGACUGUAGCGCAGAUCUUGAUGAAACCUGAAGGACGUUUGCAGUGCCAAGGUGGAAAGUCGGUCCAACAAUGAACGUGAAUACUGUGCUAUUUUGAUUUUUCCACCGGCACGAGUGAUGCUCUCGUCUGGGAUGUAAAUUACAGUGUUACCUUCUGGGGGUGGUGGGGAAACACACACAUUUAUUUAAUACAAUAAACCAUUACAUGGCGUAACUCAUGGUUUACUGUUGCAUGGAUCAUUUUGCGACGCUGCACUGGAGAUCAGCAGUAAACUCUGCAAUGUCGACUAUUUAUUUAUUUAGGGUGAUGGAUUCGGGAAGUACGAACCCAUCCAACUUUUAAUGUGUGAUCGGUUUUGGCGUACAGCAAGCGGUGCUAGGCAACGGGCAUGAUGGAUAUACACAAUAUUAUUAAAUAUUUAUACCGCACCAAAAUUCAACCCAUAUUAUUUUCACAACAUAUUUAUAAUGCAGUUAACCAAGCAGCGGUAGAAUGACGGAAUUCUCUGUGUUAAAGUCUUACCAUACAGUGGAGCAAACAAAAAUAGCAAGGUUGACCACACUAGAACUUGCACUGUAUUGAGUAAAUACCAAUCAAGUAACAAUGACAUUAACAACCUGACAUUAUCAAAAAUGCCAUCAUGGACUUUAUUUUUAUUUUUUGUUUUAACUAAAGGACUGUUGAAAACAUUUCAGAAAAAGGAGAAAACGAGCCAUGCAGUUUGAGAAGGGUGAACAAACUACAGGAAAUGUUAUAAUUAAGGGACAGUCUAAACAUGAGGGACAUAUGUAACACAUUGAGGCCAGUAUGGUAAAUUGAAGCUUCUGGUAGCAUGAUGUGCUUCCUUUGCAGACGAUCAGCAAAUUGAAGUUUUAACUUGAAAAGGAAAAACAAAAAACAAAAAAAAACAGCGGACGUCCAACCUGUGUGCUCAAUCGGGGAGAGCGCACAAGGGAGUUUGUGUGUGUUUUAAAGGAAGGAGGAGCUAUCGGCAUUACAACCGUGUUUAUAUUAACAUGUGGCAGGCAUGCAAACAGACUGGAGAUGGGAAUGCAGUGAUUUGCGUUCGGGAAGCCCAUGACACAGGUGCCAGUGACUCAUAACAAUACAGCGAAGGCAGGGUGGGUUACUUUGUAAAACCUGUAUUAACACAACAAAGGAAAAUCACAGAAUGGGCCACUGAAAAAUAAGCCGAGCUUUGUGUUUGUCAAAAGAGAUGCGUUUAGAAUGUUUAGUUUGUUUUUGUACAUACUGGGAUCUCAUUUUCAAUUUAUUGGUUAAUUAUCAUCCUUGGAUUUUACAAAUCAGAAAUUGCUAUAAUUAAAAUGGAGCAGGUCCUGUUAUCAAGCCCAGGUGGGCAUCCAGACUGGGAAUUGGAGCAGAACAUGGGGGAUAUUCUCAAGGAGAGUCCAGAGUCUGGGCUGGACUUUAUCCAAGGAGAGAAAGAGCUGGUAUCCCUCAAGUUUGGGGAAAUGCUCCAGGACAAUGCCUUAAAUUUAGAAGACUUUUUUCGGCACUCCAGGUACCCUAGCGUGGACCAGAUCUUGUCCUGGGAUAAAGGGCCAGACUGCCCUGUACUGCAAUGGGAGAGACAUUCCAAACAGGACCCGGAUAUUAACCACGCUGGCCAGGUGGCGCUCAUCAGUUUCCAUGACAAUAGCUCUGUGUUUAGUAGUGACACUCCUUCGCUGCAAAGUGAAAUCUCUUCCCUGAAUUGUGAGAAAGGCUUGCCCCUGAAUACAGUCCUGCAAUCCCAAGCAGAUAUCUCCCUGCACAGUGGGAUCAAUCUGCUAGAUAUCAACACAGAGCUGUCGUUUAUAUCCCAAGAUGAGGGCUUUACGUUUUCAUCACACGAGGAAACCUUGUUAUCUGAAACGACAGACAAAUGUUCAUUUCAAGAGCCGGUGAUGGAUCUACUUGGAAUGAGUAACAAAAUCCGGGGCUCCCCCAGCUCUCCCUCACACCCUUUGACUUCAGUCUUGGAGCCCUUCCAGGAUAGCCCAGUCCACACACGGGCAAUGGAGCCCACAUCACAUGAGCAAAACCAAACCAGCUUCCUCAGUCUGCUAGAUCCUGCUCUGCACCACACUGGACAAGUGGAUUCAAGUCCUGUUGAACAGGAAACUCCCAAGCCUGUUGACUUGGGACAGGAUGGCUUCCUACCACCCCACCAAGAAGACUGGGCACAGGGGGGCUCCAACAGGAAGGCUGGACUCCAGCCCCAGGCUCUAGAAACUGCUGUAUCAUCAGAAACCCAAAGUGCUGAAUUGUCUUCAGGUCAGGAGUUAUUAUAUUGUGAUCAAAUGCAUGACCAACAAGAUUGUGGUGAGAAUGUAUUGCAGGGUUUAGCGCAUUGCGAACCAGGUUUGGACCAAAAUUUGUUAUCCCAAGAAAAAGUGCACGGAAAUGUAGAUUUCAAUCAGAAUUUAUCUCUCGACCAGUUGCAUGACGAGCAAGGUUUGUGUCCAGAUGCAGUGCAUGGAGAAACAGUUUUGGACCAGAGGUUAUCCCAGAAUAUACUGUUCGAAAGUACUGUUUUGGACCAAAAUUCUGUCCUGGAUGUAAUGCGUGAAAAGGAAGUUUUGGACCCAGAUUUGUCCCAGGAUGUAGUCCAUUGUGACCAACCCAUUUUGGACCAGUACCUUCUAGAUGUUUCAGAGCAGGAAUCGUCCCCAAGUUUGUUGCAGACUAAUGUGCGGUCUCUGGAGUGUGUGUCUGCCCUGCCGGGUCAGUUGCUGGCCGAGGGGGCACUGACUGCAGGGGGCAGCCUGGCUGUGGGGGAGGAGGCAGUGGAGCUCUCUCCACUGAGAGCUGUGUUUGACGUGUUGGACCAGGACCAGGAUGGCUUUGUUCGCAUGGAGGAAUUUGUACAGUUUGCCACCGUCUAUGGGGCAGAACAGGUGAAAGAUUUAACCCGUUUCCUGGACCCUGGUGGCCUGGGAGUGAUCAGCUUUGAAGAUUUCUACCGUGGGAUCACAGCGAUCAGCAAUGAAGGCUCAGACAGUCAGCUGUAUGAAAUGGGGUUCAGUCCUGGGGCAGAGGCAGUCGGCUGCCCUGAGGAGUACGAUGAUUAUGCUGCCUAUGAGCAGAACGAGGUGACGGACAGCGCGUACCUGGGCUCAGAGAGCAACUACAGCGAGUGUGAGACUUUCACGGACGAGGACACCAGCACGCUGGUGCACCAGGAGAUGCACGAGGAGGUGGAGACGGACAGCGCUAUCGACGCAGCGCUGUCCUACACUGAGGAGGGGGCCAACGGGCCUCACCAGCACCACCUCUCCCUUGGCUCGGAGCUCAACAACCACUCCCUGGUGACGGUGAUCAGUGGGGAAGAGGAGCACUUUGAGGACUUCGGGGAGGGUCAUGACUCUGAGCUGCUCCCUGACACCUCCACCAUGGGGCCCGAUGCGGACACCAGCCUGACCAGCCAGCUCGAAGGCUCCAUGCUGCUCUCACCCAGCGCCAGUUCUUUCCCUACAAGCUUACAGAGCUUUCUUAGGGAGGAGGUGCUGGACUUUUUUUGUAGCCAGUGUCACAAACAAAUUAAUCGCCUUGAGGACCUUGCUGCUCGCCUGAAUUACCUUGAAAUGAAUAGCUCCAGCAAGAGGCUCUCCAGCAGCAAAGUUGCGAGACACCUUCACCAGACCAGCACACUAACACUGGACAGCAUGGAGGACAUGUCAAGAGACAUCAUGGAGCUUGCCGAGACUGACAUGACUGACAAGGUCAUGUUCUUGGAGAAGCGAGUGGCGGAGUUGGAGAAGGACUCUGCAGCAAAUGUGGAGCAGCACACCCGUCUGAGACAGGAGAACCUGCAGCUUGUGCACAGGGCAAACGCUCUGGAUGAGCAGCUGAAGGAACAGGAGUCCCGCUCUGAGGAGGCCCUGCUCACUGAGAUCCGCCGGCAGAAGGAGGUCCUGUGCAAGGUGGAGAGAGAGCGCAGCAUUGAGAUCGAGAACCUGCAAGCCAGGUUGCAGCAGCUGGACGAGGAGAACAGUGAGCUGCGGUCGUGCGUUCCCUGCCUGCGCGCCAACAUCGAGAGGCUGGAGGAGGAGAGGCGGAAGCUACAGGACCAGGUGGAGGAUGUGACUCUGCGGCUGAACGAGGAGCUGGAGAGCCAGGGGAAGAUGGCAGACAGGCUGGCUCAUGAGAGACACAAGAACCAGAAGGAGAAGGAGUCCACGCAGGUGAUGAUAGAGGACCUGAGGAAGCAGCUGGAGUUCCUGCAGUUGUACAAGCUGGAGGCAGAGGCGAGAUGCGGGCAUUCGGCCAGCGCGGGGCUGCAGGAGUACAACAGCCGCACUCGAGAGGCAGAAUUGGAGCAGGAGGUGCGGAGACUCAAACAGGAUAACUGCAUGCUGAAGGAGCAGAACGAUGAGCUCAAUGGGCAGAUUAUCAACCUUAGCAUCCAGGGAGCCAAAAACCUCUUCUCGGCCUCCUUCUCGGAGUCACUAGCAGCAGAGAUCAACUCUGUGUCCCGGGAUGAGCUGAUGGAAGUGAUCCACAAGCAAGAAGAUAUCAACCUCCGACUGCAGGAGUACAUUGACAGGAUCAUCGUAGCUAUCAUGGAGUCCAACCCCUCUAUCCUGGAGGUGAAGUAGCACCAACCUCCCCGGAGACGGACCCUGAGCCCCCUCAUUCCCUUGCAUCACCGCUGAGCCAUCACUAUGAGGGAGUAGAAGAGGGGGCUCAGACGUGUUGCUAUAAAAACCAGAAGAUGAAUUUGGCUCCCUGGUCCCGGGCCAGUCUUGUCUGUAAAUUAGUUUGUUUGUAUCCCGGGGCCGGCACACUCCAGUGGGGAGUGCCAUGAAAGGGACUGUUGUCUUUCUGUACUGCGUGGCUCCUGUGAAUUCCUGUGGUUGGAGUCCUUACACCAGGGAAGGAGGGACCUGGCGUGUGUGUGUGUGUGUGUGUGAGAGAGAGAGAGAGCUUCUCGUAUUAGGGGUUCACAUGUCCGCUCGUUGCCUGCCCCUCGUAAAGGUGAAAUAAUAAGCUUUAAAACACAUUUUUUUUAUUCCAGGUGAAGCCCAUUUAUCCUGCCAUAAGUGGAAGACCAGUACUAACUGUGUAAUGGGUAUUUGAACACCGUGGGGCUAAUGGGGGAAUCCAAGUAUUACUUCCAUAAUGCUUCUGGGUGCUGCGACAGGCUAAAUGGGGCUUCACUGGAGUCCAAGUGAAAACUUAAACUAAAGCCAGCAAAAUACUGCUAGGGACUUGAGGCUGUUCUCCUAAUGGGAGGUAAAAGUUUUUUUUGUUUUAAAGCCAAGCUAACUGUAGGACUGUCCUCAGGUUGGUUCUUUGAGUCUGCUAGAUGGUUCAUGGUUUUCAUUGAUUCACUUCUUUUGGCAUGUAUCCAGUGGGUCAUUCGUUGCAGACUUUUUUUUUUUUCUUUCUUUCUUGGAUCCUUAUAAAAUUGGAAGGGUUUCCUACAGAUUGAUUGAUUAAACCUGACAGGUACCACACAAUCUGGUCAGCUCGAUUCUAGGACUGCCAUUAACCGCCUAUAUAGCAACCUUUUCCUUGAACAAGCCUACCAUUAGUUUCAUUUGUUACUUCAUGUAGACAUCAUUUGCUGUUGCAUUACCAGAUUACAAUUCAUUUGUACAAAUAUUUUAUUCAAUGCACUACUAAAACACACAAUUCAAAAAGGUCAGAGAUUGUUGUUUGGCCCGUGUCUAGUUCUAGUCUUCAGCAGUAGAGGAAAAUAACUUUCUGAAAAUCCAUUUAAUCCAAUAUAAACACUGCAUGUAUUUAUUUAGUCUGUCCCUGACUAGGUAGCAAUGCACAUGUUAACCCCUGUGUGUCUGUUUCAGUGUGUGUGUGAUAGCUAGUGAUUUCUCCUCUCUGCUUUGGCUCUCUCGAUAAGGGAGCGCACACUAGAGCCUGGAGGGCUAAUCCCCCUGGCUGUGCCUUGGAGCGAAGGCCAAAAGACUGGCACACUGCAGCUGAGGACCAGUGAUGCUUCACUCAGCCAGCAGGAGGCGAUCUCGCCCACUCCAAACCAAUUCUUACGUAACCCUGGCUCUCCGAUAUUUAUGCAGUGCAAGCAAUACCGUAUGCCGGUGGCUAUAGGCUGAGCCUGUUUUACAAAAUGGGGGAACAGUAUUUCAAAUAAUGUAAAUGAGGUGUAAACUUUCGAUUUGUAAAUUAAAACUAACAUGUAUUAAAAAAAAAAAAAAAUAAUCCAUAGGACCUGUCGUACAGUAAAAUCCAGUCGGUUCCUUUUUGAAUUUUCUGCUGGCUUUGCAAGAGUAAAACACACACAGGAAUGUUUGAAAAGGUCUGGUUUGCAAGAGAUCUAUGAAAAAGUAAAUGUCCAGAGAUCCAACAGUCUGUUAUACAGUCUCUACAACUUUGCAUAGAACUGCAUUUUAUUUAUAAAUCUGGUAGUGGUGACUUAAACUCUAGUAUGAGUCUGGCCAAAGCAAAGCAGUUUAGAGUUUCUCAGGAGUUUAAAAGGCAUAGACUAAAAGCGUCAAUUUAAAAAGCACUGUAGUAUUACAUAGUCUCUGAUAUACUGUCUUCUACACUGAUAUACAUGUAUGUAUAUGUGCUUUUAUAACUAAAACAUCACAGGCAAUCAUAUGGGUUUAAGCCCUUUUUGGGAUCACACAAAGAAAUCUGUUCAAGUUUGGGAUGUCUGUGAAGUAUCGGUAUGAAAAAGAUGAUCAAGAUAUUUUCGGAAUGAUGUUCAGAUUUGUUUUGCUGUAGAAUCAGACUGUUUGUUCUCCGUUUUAAAUAGACCUGUAUAUGUGUGCUGACUCUCUGCCUCAGUCGGAAGGGGUUCUGCACGUUCUGUUCUGACAUUGUCACACGUGGCAAUAUUGACAACUGUUGAGACGCUCUUGGGGGAAAUGACUUGUAAUUAACGACAGACAUACUUACUAUAAAAUAAAACUUCAUGUUGACAUUUCUCAUA
Messenger RNA from Acipenser ruthenus (sterlet), 7632 nucleotides. Its product is annotated as rab11 family-interacting protein 3-like. Gene Ontology annotation, biological process: regulation of cytokinesis; endocytic recycling. The record is from RefSeq and is a predicted model, not a curated record. The coding region runs from base 2039 to 5314 and encodes 1091 amino acids. The transcript has 16 exons. NCBI's taxonomy places the organism in Eukaryota, Metazoa, Chordata, Actinopteri, Acipenseriformes, Acipenseridae. Gene Ontology annotation, molecular function: calcium ion binding. Gene Ontology annotation, cellular component: endocytic vesicle; cleavage furrow; midbody.